AUGGAGCAUGCUUAUAAAAUAGGGGAAAAAAAUACUUGUGAAAUUGGCAUUCAAACUGAUAAGAUCAGUGUACAAAUUACUAAUGAGACCUGUGAAAUUGGCAUUCAAGUAUCUGAUAUUACGUCGCAUGCUCUUGAAAGUCAAGUUUAUUUACUUCGAUUACAGUUAAAUUCGAAAAUAAGCGAGAUAGAAGAUCUUAAAAAUCAAUUAGAGUAUGCAUACGAUUAUGUAAUCGAGAGUUGGGAAUACAUACUUCGUCAGUCUCAAAACUAUUUCAAUAUUCUUUUACCCAAUGAAAAAAUGAGUGUGUGA
Messenger RNA from Cetraspora pellucida, 312 nucleotides. The record is from the annotation of a GenBank genome assembly. Lineage: Eukaryota; Fungi; Glomeromycota; Glomeromycetes; Diversisporales; Gigasporaceae.